AUAAAACUGGUCCAAUAGCUUCUGCAAUCAGUUGGCAUUGCACAUUUCUGAAUCAUGGAUCUCGACACAUCUUUCAUCACGGAUGUUUCGCUCGUGGGCGGUGCCCUCAAAGCAACAUUUGGUGUCCUUCUCCUGUAUUUCAUCUACUGUUACUUCAAUGACAAUGGCAGUCAAUACCAUCACCCACCCGGGCCAAAGGGUUUACCGUUUCUAGGGAGUGUUCUCAGUAUGAUUUUCACCAGAAAGCACCCUCAUGAGGUCUUGGAUGAUUGGACGAACAAAUAUGGCGAUGUUAUGUGCAUCAAGCUCAUGAACCGUCGAUUGUACGUGGUCAGUGAUGUCCGGCUCGGACAGGACGUGAUGGGCAGCAUGCAUGCCAUGGACAGGGAGCCGACUUUGCUCAUACAGACUCUGACGGGAAGAAAAAAUGCUGGAGUUGCCUUUGCCAAUGGAGAAGUGUGGAAGGAGCAACGCCGCUUGCUUAUGUCUGUCUUAAAGAAGGCUGAUGUUGAUGGUAUCAGCUACGAUGAUAUCAUCGUGUCUCAGGCAGAGCGUAUGUUGGCAGAAUUCGAAAAGACCAACGGCCAGAGCUUCGAUCCGAGGGACCUCAUACAUAAGACUAUUGGAAACGUGGUCAUGAAGAUCCUUACAGGGGUGACAUACGACUACGAUGAUUUGGAAUUCUCCCGAGUCAUGACGAACACGGUUCGUGUCUUUACCCUGCUCGGUGAAGCGGGAAUCCUGGCCUCGAUCCCAGCUCUCGCUGCCAUCCCGUCUCCUACAAAAUGGAAGAUCAUCAAGGCAUGGGAAGAGAUCUAUGGCUUCCUCAAGGAAAUCAUUGAAAGACGCAAAGCAAGGUUUGACACGAAUCAAAAGGCGACUGACUUCAUGGGAAGCUUUGUGAAGGCAAUGUCUGCAAAAGGAACAGAGAUUGGUCCAGCUUCCUGCGACGAAAUCAACCUAAUGGUGUCCUCCUUCGACCUGCUUCUUGCAGGAUGGGACACGAUCUCCACCACCCUUGCCUGGGGCUUGCACACAUUGGCUUCCUACCCUGAGGCUCAACGUCGAGUUCAUCAAGAAAUCAAAGACGUCAUCGGCCUUGACCGCCUUCCGCAGUUCUCCGACCACCACAGCAUGCCCGUGACGAUGGCGACCAUCGCUGAGUGCAUGCGUUUCCGACCCACCUUAGCGGUGCACAUCCCUCACGUUGCUACACAGGAUUGCAAGAUUGGAGGGUACGACAUCCCCAAAGGCGGACAGAUCACUCUCAACAUGUGGUACCUGGCCCAGAGCCCCAACAUCUGGAAAGAGCCGCAAGAGUUCAAACCUGACAGAUUCUUGAACGAAGACGGGGAGUUUGAUCGGAAAAUCGACCCACUAUCGUUCGGAACAGGUAUCAAGAGGGUCGAAGGGUUUGUCCUGGAGAGCCACUGGCAAGAACUGAGAUAUUUCUCUGCCUCACGUACCUUCUCCAGCGUUUUACCUUCAGUUUGUCCGAGGGCACCCCGACGAAUCUACCAACCCAUUUCAGUCUUACCAAUCAACCGAAAGCUUACCAGAUUCACGCUGUCAAGAUCGCGUAAGGCUUCCAGCAAAGUCCAGAGGUACCCGGAAAAGGCUUUUUAUUGGCAUCCUGCUACCGUCCUAGCCAGGGGCGGUAUUCUGACAUUCAUUUAA
Strongylocentrotus purpuratus (purple sea urchin) is the source of this 1677-nucleotide messenger RNA. RefSeq names its product cytochrome P450 2J1. The record is from RefSeq and is a predicted model, not a curated record. The transcript is spliced from 6 exons. Gene Ontology annotation, biological process: xenobiotic metabolic process. NCBI's taxonomy places the organism in Eukaryota, Metazoa, Echinodermata, Echinoidea, Camarodonta, Strongylocentrotidae. The coding region runs from base 55 to 1677 and encodes 540 amino acids. Gene Ontology annotation, cellular component: cytoplasm; intracellular membrane-bounded organelle. Gene Ontology annotation, molecular function: iron ion binding; oxidoreductase activity, acting on paired donors, with incorporation or reduction of molecular oxygen, reduced flavin or flavoprotein as one donor, and incorporation of one atom of oxygen; heme binding.